CCACAGGAGACACGAUACAGCCUCACUCCCUCUUUGAUUUAUUGAAGCCACUCCAAACGCCCACUCUCGCUUUCUGAACUUUAACUUAAAAAAAAAUUUUUUUUCCUCAUUCAUUAGCUCUGUUUCCCCCUCUCUUUCUUUUUGGGUGCGAACACAGAUCCAUAUCGCUCCACGACGCUGGCUAUCAAUUUUUCGCUCGUUUUCGUCGUGAUGCCACUUGGCGCGGCUACUGUACGCGAGGCAGGAGAUGAGUUGGUGGUGGAUGAAGGCGAACUGGUCGCUUGAUCCCCCUUUUUUACACCGAGGUCUUUUUGCCUUUGUGCUCUCAGUUUAGCGCUGAGAAAUAUUCUCGGCUGUUGGAUCAUCGCCUUCCUGGGCUCAGAUUUUUUUUUUUUUUGGCAACUUCGUUUGUUGUUUUCCUUGCAGCCGCUGCAGUCGGACAUCCUGCGCUGUAACAUGACGCUUAAACAGUAAAACAAAAUUGAGAAAACAGGCCUACAUUCAGAAACUGGAUAUGGAGUCAGUAAAGAUGAAAGCCACGGCGGGGGUGAAGGAAUUUGCGGGGAAGACCCUGGGUCAUAUGUACAGGGUUAUAGAGAGGAGGCAGAAAACCGGGGAGGUGAUCGAGCUCACGGAGGAUGGAAGGCCACGGGAGGCCGCUGAGAAGAAACCCCCGCUGUGCGACUGCUACUGCUUCGGUUUGCCCCGCCGCUACAUCAUCGCCAUCAUGAGCGGCCUGGGCUUCUGCAUCUCCUUCGGCAUCCGGUGUAACCUGGGCGUGGCCAUAGUGGGCAUGGUCAAUAACAGCACCAUUCACCAGAACGGCAAGAUCAUCAUCAAAGAGAAAGCCAAGUUCAACUGGGAUCCAGAGACGGUGGGAAUGAUUCACGGAUCUUUUUUCUGGGGCUAUAUCGUGACACAAAUCCCGGGAGGAUACAUAUCCUCCAGGCUGGCAGCUAACAGGGUAUUCGGUGCAGCCAUUGUCCUCACCUCCACUCUCAACAUGUUCAUUCCCUCCGCUGCCCGAGUCCACUAUGGGUGUGUCAUUUUUGUCAGGAUAUUACAAGGGCUGGUGGAGGGAGUCACCUACCCAGCCUGUCAUGGGAUCUGGAGUAAAUGGGCGCCACCAUUAGAAAGGAGUCGUCUGGCUACCAUCUCAUUCUGUGGCUCUUAUGCUGGUGCUGUGAUAGCGAUGCCCCUGGCUGGGAUCUUGGUUCAGUAUUCAGGAUGGUCCUCGGUGUUUUAUGUCUAUGGAUGCGUUGGCAUCUUCUGGUAUAUGUUCUGGAUUCUUGUGUCUUAUGAGAGCCCUGCUGAACAUCCAACCAUCACGGAUGAGGAACGCUGCUACAUUGAGGAGAGCAUUGGAGAGAGUGCCAAGCUAAUGGGCCCUGCAGAGAAAUUCAAGACACCCUGGAGGAAGUUCUUCACCUCUAUGCCUGUCUAUGCAAUCAUUGUGGCCAACUUCUGCAGGAGCUGGACGUUUUACCUGUUGCUGAUUAGCCAACCUGCAUAUUUUGAAGAAGUGUUUGGUUUCGAGAUAAGCAAGGUAGGCAUACUAUCUGCCCUCCCCCACUUGGUGAUGACCAUCAUUGUGCCCAUUGGUGGCCAGCUGGCCGACUACCUGCGCAGCAGGAACAUCCUGUCAACUACCACUGUCAGGAAAAUCAUGAACUGCGGAGGAUUUGGCAUGGAGGCCACAUUGCUUCUGGUGGUAGGAUAUUCCCACAGCAAAGGAGUGGCAAUCUCCUUCCUCGUGCUUGCAGUGGGCUUCAGUGGAUUUGCUAUAUCAGGCUUCAAUGUCAAUCACCUGGAUAUUGCUCCACGUUAUGCCAGUAUCUUGAUGGGCAUCUCUAAUGGUGUGGGUACCCUAUCUGGCAUGGUGUGCCCACUGAUUGUUGGUGCUAUGACAAAGCACAAGACCAGAGAGGAAUGGCAGUAUGUAUUCCUCAUAGCCUCCAUGGUGCAUUACGGGGGCGUGGUCUUCUACGGCAUCUUUGCAUCAGGAGAAAAACAGCCAUGGGCUGACCCUGAACUGACCAGCGAGGAAAAAUGUGGCUUCAUUGAUGAGGACGAGCUGGCAGAAGAAACAGGUGACAUCACUCAAAGUUACGGUGCUUUCGGCGGGCCGGCCAAGACAUAUGGUGCAACCACGCAGGUGAAUGGAGGCUGGGCUGCCAGCUGGGAGAAGACAGAGGAAUAUGUCCAGGAAGAAGCACAGGGAGGAGGCUACGGAUACAGGCAGGAUGAGGGAUACUCCUAGACCAAACGCACACUCACUGACAUAUGAGUAGGUUUAUUUUCCUGAGUGUCAGAUUUAGUCAUAGAAAUAUCAAGAAAUGAGAAAUAAGAAAAGCUACAAUCCAUUGUCGUAUUGUUUGCACAAAUUCUAAAGAAAACAAAGAAAAAAGAAAAAAAAAAGACCAACUCAAUGUUCAACUGACUAGAUCAUAUAAAUAAUUAAAGAUAUUUGAUUAAUAGAGGUGUAACACAUAUCAAAUUGGCAGUCUGUUAACGUAUUAUUAUGCAUAUUAAUGAUAGAUAUAUUUAUUUGGAGUGCAACUGUGUGUAAAACGUGAACAUUUUCAUCCCAUCAGCUAAGGUUUCCUGACCACACUGAAGCCUAUAGAAGUACAUAGUAGCUGACCCUUAUUAAUCAAAUUAACAGUUACAGUAUGCUGUCCUCCAAGCCAGCCAUUUCAGUGUAUGAAUAUGUCACUGCACAAUAUUGUAAACAGAAAUUAGACACUCUCUCGAUAUAGAUUGUACGGUCCUGAAUGCACUCAAACUAGUGUGUCCUUUAAUGCACAUUAUUUUUGAUUUCUCAUCACCAGCUUCUGUGUCCUGAACAUGGAAGUGACCUGGUGUGGAGGCUUGAGAAGCAGCACACUGACUUGUGAUGUUCAUUUAGUUAUACAUGCAAAUGAUAAAAAUGUUUCCUACCUGUAAUUCCUUUUGUAAUCCUGUACUGCUGCAAUUACGCAUUUCAUUUCUUUUUUUUCUUUUUUUUUUUUUUACAGCCCGACGCAUCUCAGCAGUGUAGUGCAGGUGUUUGGCCAUUCUCAUAAUAACACUCAGCAUCACCAUCAUGCCACUUAAAAUGUAGCUGUACCAAUACAUUUUUGAAAGAUUUAUCUUAAAUAAAACAUAUGUGAAAGAAAUAUUGUAUAAAUUUAGAUAUAGCUAGACCACAAUAGUUAUUGCCAUUAUAAGACCUUAUAAAGGAUUUGUGCAAUGCAAAGACUUUGGGUACCAACCAAAAUAUGUAUAGGAGCCUUACUGGUAUAGAAGUGCAAAUGUUAUAAUAUUUAAAAAGAAAAUAAUAAAUGAUAAUUAUAAUAGAGUAAAUAAUGUAAAUAAAGAGAUAAGUGAGUACAUUUGAAUGCAUCCUAUAAACUCCCCUGGAGGGUUUAAACCAGGACUCUGACCUACAGUAUGAUUUGAUCAGAUUUGACUAAACAGACCUCCAAAAAUGCAGGCGUAAUAACACUGCAGAAGUUGUGAACCUUCCCAAACAAAUAUUUGUAUGCUUACAUACAGGAUAUCUGCACUUUUCAUGAAACAGAAUAUUUCUAUUUCUAGUUAUAGAAGAACAAACUGCAGCAUUUGGACAAACUGCUUUUGUUCUGUCUUACAAAAAGGAGGUGAGAUGAAGCAUUUUAUGAAUUGAUGAACAGCGUCCGGUUAUCCAAGGUGUUUUAGAAUCCUAAUUAGAAAGAAAAAGGAAACACACACCAGAACCAUGGGUUUGUCUUCAUUCUGCACUCACACUGAUAAGGUCUGAAGGGGGUUCAUUUUGUUUGUUUUAUUCCAAGUUGGCACUUCACAGUGUAGAUGUGUGUGGUUGUGUAUUUAUGCAUGGAACAAAGUGAAAUUUGUAGUUUGUCCUUUUUAACGUUUCUUUUAUGUUCCAAAGUUUUUUGUCUUUGUCUCAGAAACUGUUGCUGUCGCUUCGAUUUCUUUGCACAAUUAACCAAAGGUGAAAAGCAGAGCUGGAUUUUAGCUGAAAGUCAAAUACUUUUAAGGUAGUACAGACCAUCAGCACUGAGGCUCCAGCAUAUUGGACCCCCCCAGUGUCCAGGUGGCACCAAACAUUACUCAGUGUACAAAGCAAUAAAUCCAUAGUAACAGUUCUGGUCAAACAUCAUGAACACCCAUCACGUAACAGUUUUUUUAAAAAAAUGCAUUUGUUAAAUAUGUCGUGUUUUUUGUGAUAACAAAUGUAGAAAAUAAACACUUGUAAAGAAAAAUAUAUAAAAAUAUAUGUAUGAAAUAUUGUACUAGAGUCCAACGCAAACGUCUUUGACAACACAAAAAGUCCAAGGAGUUUGUGAAGGGGCUGCUCACCAGAUGAGAAUGAUAAACUGAGCUUUGCCUGAAAGGCAAACGCUCUUCUUCUUCUUCUUCUUCUUCUUCUUCUUCAUGUUUCUGUUUUUGUUUUGGU
This is a messenger RNA of Archocentrus centrarchus (flier cichlid), 4441 nucleotides long. It is a transcript of the gene slc17a6b, whose product is annotated as solute carrier family 17 member 6b. NCBI's taxonomy places the organism in Eukaryota, Metazoa, Chordata, Actinopteri, Cichliformes, Cichlidae. Gene Ontology annotation, biological process: synaptic transmission, glutamatergic; transmembrane transport; neurotransmitter loading into synaptic vesicle. The transcript has 12 exons. Bases 515 to 2260 code for a protein of 581 amino acids. Gene Ontology annotation, cellular component: excitatory synapse; synaptic vesicle membrane. The record is from RefSeq and is a predicted model, not a curated record. Gene Ontology annotation, molecular function: neurotransmitter transmembrane transporter activity; L-glutamate transmembrane transporter activity.